GAACACGACUAAAUGACCUGCGAUCGGUGAUUGACUGUACGUUGCAUGUAGUACAUGAUCUAAAACAGCAUGCAAGUAUUUGUCUAUUCAAGGUCAUGGUCAGUAUGCUACAAAACGGUGAUAUGUAACUUUAUAUUGCGAUAAAGCUUGGACACCAUGGAAGAGAUACUCAGAGAAUUCUACAAAUGUGGGUUAUGUGAAGAACCCAUUACCUAUCCAAAGAAACUCAAAUGCCAGCAUGUCUUCUGCCAUGAAUGUCUGGUAGUUUACAUUACGGAAUACUUCGGUAAAGCCUCGUUUCCAUGUCCAGUGUGUGAAUAUAAACACUCGCCAGGUGAAGAGGAAGAAGUUAUUUCCCAGGAUUCAUUACUGAUACUACAAGAAGAUGAUUUGCAACGAGAUGUCCGUAGAUUUUUUCAGGACGGCGAGGAACCUGAACCUGCAUACAAUGCCGAUGGAAUUAAUAGGGCACCAUGCAUAAUUCACGAUGGCAAACUAUCUGAUUUCUUUUGUUCAGGCUGUAACACGCUUGCAUGCGAACAAUGCAGACUAGAGAUCCAUGGCCGUUGUGACUUCCGCUUACGUAAAAUUGGCAAAGACAUGCGCAUGGAAGCAUUUACUAAAACUAAGGAAGUCUCUGAAGAACUAACAAAUUUUCUUUCUGAAACAGAAACUGUCUACAACAGUCUGAAUUCUAAGUUAGGCAAUAUAUUUCUGGAUUCUGUAGUGCAUGAUGAAACUAUUAAGUCGUAUUAUUCAGAACUGAAAGAAAAAGUUGUAAAAUAUCUGGAGGAGCAAGAACGGAAAGUACUAGAAAAUGCGAACAAACUCAGGGAGAAUGAGAAAACACACUUGGAGCGCGACGCUGUGGUUUGUACAAAUAUGUCAUCCUCCGUAAAAUCUCGACAAAGACUUGCACAUGCUUUACAAAAACGCAGUUCUACAAAUGCAGCCGAAAAUUUGGUGAUAACAAAUCAUUUGGGAAACGAUUUCGAAGUAUUUAAAACAAUGUUGUCGAAACUGCAAUCAGAUGCCGAUACGAGUUACAAUGUUAGAUUCAUGAUCAACACUGAGUUGGAGGACAAAAUGACAGAUACAGAUAUUGUGAAGAUUGAAGUAAUUCAUUGUUGUCAUAGGGAUGCUUCAGCUGCCACAUUCGAUGAAGUGGCCGAGGCUGAUCAGCAAGUAUCUACUGAACCGAACUCUGCACAGACACGGCCUGACAGGUCGUCAGCUGCACAGAUCAGCCAAAACGCUCGGGAAGAAAUUGUGCCACCUCCUCCUCCCGACGACGGAGAGGAGGAGCCACCACCGACUUACAGGGCUGUGACCAGACAGUCCUUUAUACAAAGGCCGCGUCCUUGGCACUCGUCGCUUGUGCGCCGCAGACCAUCAGCAUCUGCGCCACCAUUACCAGCCUAUGACAACAGACACACGCCUAUCCAACAUCCAUAUCCCCCUCAUGUUGGCUCUCAGUCGCCGAACCCCUCGUCUUGUGCACAGAUGUCCCAUAUACAACCAACUGCACCUCCGUUGUACAUGGAAGAUUCCUCUCCUUUGCCUUCUGAUACCAUAGCAAGACCGGACCGAACACCAAUUUCUCCGAACGUCCGAACUAUCACCAUGUUGAAUUACAUAGCAAAAGUAGAAACGAAAACAGAUACCGAUAAUAAUGCUCCUUACUUGGUAAGUAUUGCAACUCUCGGCAGAUAUGUUGUCGUAGCUGACCAAAAAAACCGUCGUCUUCAGCGUAUGGCUGAUGAUGGCUUCAAUGGUGUAGUUGACCAGUUUAACUGUAGCACGGAACCGUACGAUGUCGCUGGUGUAUCUGAUACAGUGUGUGUUGUGGCCGCUCCAAAAGAAGGAAGCUUACUCUUCGUUGAAUUCUCGUCCACACCCGGUCCCAGUCCAGCAAAGCUACAGAAGACGAUGAAAACUGGAAAAUAUUCAAGUGUAGGAUAUUGUAAAAGUAAUGGGAGGCUCAUUUGUGGAAGGGGACCGCCAUUCUCUGCAGCAAGAAUUGAAAUAGUAACUAUGCAAGGAUAUACCGUAACGAAAAUUGACUUAAAGAAACCUAUGUCUGUUUCGAGGAGCCUUACUUUGUCUCAGUCCAGAUUUCUAGCACUUUGCGAUGUACGUAAUAAGGAAGCCAUCUUUUACGACACUGCAGACAGAGGGAAGCCACCUACCAUUGUGCGGCGUCAUGAAUAUAACACACUUAGAGAACCUCAAGGAAUCGCCACAAUUCCCAGCUUGAAAAGUGUUCUGAUACUUGACGCGUCAACCGGGGACGUAUUUAUGACAUCGUACUCGGGCUAUGUACGCAAAGUUUUGGACGGUGACGUCAUGGUACAGCGAUGUAAUAACGUCGAGGUAAAGUAUUCGAUGAGCGUCAGCACGGACCAGAAAGUAUUGGCCAUAGCUAAUAACAGAGGAUCAGUCUCAUUCUACGAAAUAAAAUACAUGUAACAGUGGAGACUUUGGCAAACGUUCAAUAUACAGAGCAUUUUUCUCUGUUUAUUUUUCGUUAGAUCAUUUUCGAAUGUAAAUGUCUCCUUAAUAUAGAUUUGAAAAAUAACGAACGAGGGAUAACAAAGAAAGUUGAUCAUAUUAAGUACAAUUUUGGAAUAGUUCUGCAGGUCUCUUAUGUUUUGCUUAAAACAUUCGAGAGGUAUUUCGCAGAAUCAUGAACAUGUGCAUAUUGAUAUUGUACGGGAUACGAAGUGUUUGACAUACAUGAUGUAGCAUAGAUCAACGGUAAUUAGGUGAAAGUUCGUGGACACUAGAUAGGUAUGAAAUAAAUAACGGAGCAAUGUUGUUUUCAAUGGUAAUGGUGCAGAAAAUGUGCCUUUCGGAAACGUUGUGUGGCGUGUGAUUCAAAUAAUGAGAUAUCAGAGUUACCUUGUUUCACAGUGUCGGAAGGUAUAACGACAUCUUGAUAGCCGAUGGGGACCGAGAAUGAUUUCAAAUGUGAUGGAUUAUAUCUUCGGAUAACUUUGCAUGGGCAGUAUUUGCUGAUCCUAAACAGAGGAUUCGAACAUUUUGCAUGACUCGCAAGUAGCACUCUAUAUAGCAUUGCUAGUAAUCAAAUGUAGUAAUAAUUAUGAUGUCGGAAGGGAUAUAUUUAUGAUGUGGCAGGGUAACUGGUAUUUUUUUGAUUUUUACAACCGUCUAUAUUCAGAUAAAGAAAAAGGUUUAUAUAAAUUUGUAUGUAUAUCAUAUUGUACACCUGUAACAAUUGGGUAAGAUUUUAAGAGGAGGAGUAGGUCCUUUAUACCAAACUUCUAUCCUUACAUAACUCCUGUAUAUAUAUAUAUACUGCUGUGUACUCAGUGUUAGUAAUUGUUGUAUUUUUAUUGAUGAUUGUGAUCAAGAAUCACUGGACAAUCAGCACAACUAAUAUAACACAGGAGGAACCAAGGUAAACACACCAAGGAUACAAUAAUAGUGUUCAUUGCCCCAAUAUUGUCUGAAGGAAUGUGUACAGAAGAAAACGUGCUGACCAAACACAAUCAGUAAUAGAUGUUGUAUUUUUCAGAUUCUUCUGUUGUCACGAAGAGAAAUGUCAAUACAUCAUGUAAUUUUGUAUACAUGUGGCUUCAUACAUUGAAGUAAUGAAGUAAAAGACAAUUCAUUCCUCCUCAGUUAAAAUAUGUGUCUUUUGUAUUCUUAACCAUAUGACGUGUUUCUUUAUAUGUUAUAUAUUAUUAUAGUUUUAUUGUAUCCGAUAUAAUCACUCACAUGGCCAGAAUUUUGCAUAAUGGGUAAGAUUUAUUUUUAUUUCUUAUUUUAUUAUUGUAAUCUCACUCAAUUUUCAAUGUUAUUUUUUGUUUACAUUAGUUAUCUUGUUUUGAUGAACAUGUGUGUAAUGUAUUAAUUUACUUCUACACCUGCACGAACGUUUAUAUCUGAUGUACAUGUAGUAUUUUAACCAUAUAUGUGUAUUAUAAAAGAUGGCGGCAAUACUGAGAUAUAUAUGUUAUCGGGAUUGUAUGUACUCAUGUUUGUAAAGCUGUGCUUCAAAUUAUAUUAUCCCACAUGUGUAUAAUCCUCAAAAAUCCGACCGGUUCUUUCAUGUUCUAUCUUUGUUCUAAGUCGCCCUCUGGGUAUGAACACGUUUGGCACUUAACACACCCGACGAGGCCUAGAAUGACGAACCAGUUGUAUGGUGCGAGUAAAUUCAUUUUUGUCUCAACUGUAACUUUUUCUCUACUGUAUAUAACUCGUCUGUGUUUAACUCGACUGUAUCUAAAUCUACUGUAUCUAACUCUCUACUGUUUCUAACUCGACUGUAUCUAUCUCUACUGUAUCUAACUCUACUGUAUCUAACUAUCUACUGUAU
This is a messenger RNA of Pecten maximus, 4342 nucleotides long. RefSeq lists its product as uncharacterized. The transcript has 2 exons. The record is from RefSeq and is a predicted model, not a curated record. NCBI's taxonomy places the organism in Eukaryota, Metazoa, Mollusca, Bivalvia, Pectinida, Pectinidae. Gene Ontology annotation, molecular function: ubiquitin-protein transferase activity; zinc ion binding. The coding region runs from base 157 to 2469 and encodes 770 amino acids. Gene Ontology annotation, cellular component: chromatin; nucleoplasm. Gene Ontology annotation, biological process: positive regulation of DNA-templated transcription.